UGUCGGUACUUCUCUAAAAAGGCUGUUUGCUCAGUUCACAGGUUGGUGACCUUCAUCUUUGUCUAUGAAGAUCUGAUAUCCUUGGUGUGCGGCGCCGUUAUCGUCUGGUACUUUGCAGGCAGCUUUGAGAAGAACGUGGGCACAGUGAAGCAUUGCUUCCUCACGGUUGCUUUUGCCAUUUCUUCUGCCCUGCUGUUUCUCUGCCUUGAGGCUGUCUUCUCUCAGCUUUCAGUGGUUGGAGAUGCCAAAGGAUUUAUUCCAGUUGCUUUUGCCAUGUUUGGUGUGUCUACAACCCGGUCACGGAUGAGAAGAGCACUUCUGUUUGGGUGUAAUGUUCCCAUUGUACUGGUGCCGUGGAUUAUGCUCUGUAUGACCUGGUUUAUUCCUCGCUCCUCUCUCCUGGGUAACACAUGUGGUCUCUUAGUUGGGGUAGCCUAUGGUUUGGGCUACUGCUUCUGCUUGGAUCUCCCGGAGUCAGUUGUAUCCAGGCUAGAUCAGAAGCUCCCUUUCUGCCUGCUGAAGAGAAUACCAGGAUUGAAAUACAUUCCAGGGUCCUUGGCAGAGAGAAGAGCUUCCCAGAGCAAAAAAAUUAAUCCAGUGCCGGGCUCAUACCCCACUCAGAGCUACUACUGCCCUUCACCUCCAGCACUUCCUACCACACAGAUACAGCACCCUAAUGCCCAGAGCCUGGAAUCCUGGCAUAGCUACACGCCAGGUUACAUCCACGCUCCUGCCCCAUACCAAACCAGCACUGCCUUUGGAGAAUUUUACAUACAGAACCACUUUGGUGCCUCAUCUGGACAUGGCUGCCAACCACCUGAUUCUGCUUCCCUCCAACAUAAAGGGCUGCCUUACUCUCAGAUGUCUGCAGGGCUGGAGAACUUGGAAGCAAAGCUUCAGCAAGCACCAGGGUUGCCAGCAGGAGCAGCUACUUCACCUGAGCUGUCAGAAGUCCAAAUAUACUGAUGGUCCACUGAGGCCAGGGUGGGAAAUAGUAGUGCUAUGCUGCAGGCUAAGACAUGAGACUGCUUCUAAGAACUUUUAUUUUAACUGGAUUGUUUGUGGUCAAAGCAACUAAUCAGUGGUGCCCCCUGACUUGCUGGUCUCAGUGCGGCCCACUUAUGGGCUUUUAACCUUCAUCAAGUUUUCUUUUAUUUAUAUUCCUUUUUUCUUUUUGAUACUUUUUGAUAUUUGCUGGGAGCUGUAUCUGUUGCCUCUUUGUGUACCCCUUGCUACUGGUUAUAAAUCUCCCCUAUCUAGGCUAGGGGUGGGUCCUGGUUACAGUAUACCUGCCCCUUGACUUAGUUCAGUUAUAGGAAAGAGAUGUCUGUCAAAACACUGGAUUUUAAUUGGAUUACAAGGCCUAGCACAGGUCCAGUUUUGGUUGCAUCCCUCUACCCUGUCAGAAUGUUAUGAGGGGCCUCACCUUGGUUUCAGGUUUAGCAUAGACAGGGCCCAACUGAUCCAAGAUUACCCCUUGGGUUGGGGAUAACCUGCCUAUUCUGUAAUAGGCCCUGACUAAACUGCAAUGUUAAAUGAAUGGAGAAAGACGGAUCUGCGGAUAAGGUUAAUUUUCCAAUACAGAUGUGCCUAAGAACAAGCUCAGUAUGAAGUGAGGUGAAGUAUUUAGGUGAAGUAGAUGGCCGGCUGCAUUCCCUGUUACCCCAAAUAGAAGCUGUGAUGUGCUGCUGAGUCCCUUGUUGGCACUGGCCAGGCAGACUGCAUUCCCUUCACAGACAUGUUGCCUUGCCUUGACCUCCAUAAUAGACACCUGCAGUAACAUGGCAUGUGGCCCACAGUGCCACCUGUGCCUUCAAAAACUCUAGAGGGGCUAGAGAAUGUUGUUGAAGAGAUUUGUGAUUCCUCUGGAGACUUAAGCUACUACAUACAAACUAAGACAUCUUAGACUCUGGAAGGGACCUGAGAAGAGAGACUAGGUGACUCAAACAGUAGGUAGUUGUUACUCUCUUUUGCGGCAUUUGUUGAGACAUUAGAAUAUUCUCCAGUGCCAAAGUUAGAGUGCAUAUGGCCCUGUAGUUACUAAGCAGAUCACAGUGUGGAUUCAGAAGUUCUAUAUUUUGUUUCCAGUAGAGGUGCACCGAUGCAUCGGUCCAAUAUCAGAUCGGCACUGAUAUAAAGAAAAUUGUCUAUAUUGGAGAUGGGCCUGAUGUGGCUGAUAAAUGGCCCGUGCAUGCGCACAGCCUCAGGGCAGCAUAUAGGCAGUGAGGAGCACAGCCGGAGGCUAUGGGGUGGCUGUGGCAAUUUUUGGGGUGGCUGCAGCCCCACCCUCCCAGUGCCCCUGGUGCUCCCCCAGCCUGCAGCUGCAGCCCGCCCUGCCUGCGCCCCACGCAGAUCCAGGGGGCACACGCCCCCUCCUCCCUCCCCC
This is a messenger RNA of Alligator sinensis (Chinese alligator), 2386 nucleotides long. RefSeq names its product rhomboid domain containing 2 (gene RHBDD2). Gene Ontology annotation, molecular function: serine-type endopeptidase activity. Lineage: Eukaryota; Metazoa; Chordata; Crocodylia; Alligatoridae. Gene Ontology annotation, cellular component: membrane. The annotation marks the transcript as partial. The record is from RefSeq and is a predicted model, not a curated record. The transcript has 3 exons.